AUGCAUAUUUUCAAAAUUAUUAUUCUAUAUCUUACAGCAACAUAUUAUAGUUAUGGACAGAAAAGUGAUGGAAAGGGAGCCAAUGCAAGUUCAACAGAAGUUAGUAUAGGAUGUUUUUCUAAUGAUUCAUCAGUUAUGUUAACUAAUGGCGAACAAAAACAAAUCGGUUAUCUUCAAACAGGUGAUGAAAUUCUAACUGUUGAUCAUUUGAAAAUAGUUCCUACUGAAAUGGUUAUUAUGUUGGAUAAACAAAGAUCAAAACAUGCUCAAUUUUAUACAUUCGUAACUGAUUCCAAUCAUAAAAUAAGUUUAACAGGUCUUCAUCUAAUUCCGAUUAUUUCGUCAAACAAUAAAAUGAAUUAUAUCGCGGCUCGAGACGUUCACUUAGGUGACCAACUUUAUGUUUUAGUUAAUGGUCACAUGAAACCUACAACAAUCAAAAAUAUAACCAUUGAAAUAAAAAAAGGAUAUUUCGCUCCAUUAACAUUGACAGGAACUUUAUUGGUAAACGAUGUUUUGGCAAGUUGUUAUGCAUCAGUAAAAAACCAUCAAUGGGCACAAAUGUUUAUGACUCCAUUUCGUUGGUAUUAUAGAUUAGCUCGUUUUAUUUCUGUCAAUGAUCCAUUUGAUAAUAAUCGAACAGAUGGAAUACAUUGGGUUGUCCAGAUUAUUUAUCAACUGACACGUUAUAUUCAACCUUGA
This is a messenger RNA of Rotaria sp. Silwood2, 702 nucleotides long. NCBI's taxonomy places the organism in Eukaryota, Metazoa, Rotifera, Eurotatoria, Philodinida, Philodinidae. The record is from the annotation of a GenBank genome assembly.